Messenger RNA from Jatropha curcas, 993 nucleotides. Its product is annotated as peroxidase 27. Gene Ontology annotation, molecular function: peroxidase activity; heme binding. Gene Ontology annotation, biological process: response to oxidative stress; hydrogen peroxide catabolic process. Lineage: Eukaryota; Viridiplantae; Streptophyta; Magnoliopsida; Malpighiales; Euphorbiaceae. The record is from RefSeq and is a predicted model, not a curated record.
AUGGCGAUCCAAAAGCUUCUUUCACUUCUCUUUCCUCUACUAAUUCUCUUCUUUCUUUUCUUAAGCUCAACUAAUUCUCAAUUGUUAAACUUAAAUAUUGGGUUAGGCUUAGACCUAACUAAUUCCAAAGGAUUACAACUAGGCUUCUAUAAGCAGACAUGCCCUAAUGCAGAGCUUAUUGUCCACAAUGUCGUUCAAAAGUUUAUUUCCAGUGAUCCAACUCUUGCUGCUCCUUUACUAAGGAUGCAUUUUCAUGAUUGUUUCGUUAGGGGAUGUGAUGGCUCUGUGCUAUUAAAUUCUACGAGUACAAACCAAGCUGAGAAAGAUGCGAUCCCAAACCAAACUUUAAGAGGUUUUAAUGUAAUUGAUGCUAUAAAAUCUGAAAUAGAAAAUCUGAUAGAAAACAACUGUACUGGUGUUGUUUCUUGUGCUGAUAUUUUGGCUUUGGCAGCUCGAGAUUCUGUUCAAAUGAUUGGAGGACCAUCUUGGGAUGUUCCUACCGGACGUAGAGAUGGAAGUGUGUCUAAUGCUUCGGAGGCUUCAGCACAGUUACCAUCUCCUUUUGCCAAUAUAACUCAACUGAAGAAAAAUUUUGCUGCAAAAGGGCUAAGUGUAGAGGACCUAGUGGUUUUAUCAGGAGCGCACACUAUUGGAAUUGGACAAUGCUUUGUAAUCUCAGAUCGAUUGUACAAUUUUAGUGGUAGAGGCGACACUGACCCUUCGUUGAACGCAACAUAUGCAGCUGAGUUAAAGACGAAAUGUAAGCCUGGAGACAGCACCACAGUUGUUGAAAUGGAUCCUGGAAGCUCCAGAACAUUCGACAGUGAUUAUUACAACGUAGUAAAUACAAGAAGAGGGAUCUUCCAAUCUGAUGCGGCUCUUCUGAAUGAUAUUCAAACGAGAACUUAUGUUUUGCGUCAAUCUUCCCCACUUUAUGUUUUUGCGUCAAUCCUUCCCCAAAUGGAACCAGCUUUUAAAACAAGAUUUUGGUAG